AUGUUUUGCGCUCUCUUUAAAAUGAUCAUUUUUGUGGUCGGGUACAUACUGCCCGUUGGACUUUCCCUUCAUGGAUGGAAAAAUAAAAAAUAUGAAAUGGUAGAGUACUACUUAAAAUAUGUUUAUUUUUUUGUGGUUUUUGAGAAUGUUGUGACUCCCUCGGUAGGAGCAUUGAUUUACAAGAUCAGUGGUUUCAUAUGGUGCCUCCUUCACUUGGCUCUUUACGUGGUUUUAAUCACUCCCAAAUUUAACUACCUUAAUAUUAUAUACGAGAAAGUCAGCAAGGUCAACAGCCAGAACAAUGUCACUCUCUACAUCAACAACUAUGUCGUUAAUCCGCUAAACGAUCAGGUCAACAAAAUUGUGAAGAAGUUGAAGACG
Plasmodium cynomolgi strain B is the source of this 381-nucleotide messenger RNA. RefSeq lists its product as hypothetical. The transcript has a single exon. The annotation marks the transcript as partial. The record is from RefSeq and is a predicted model, not a curated record. NCBI's taxonomy places the organism in Eukaryota, Apicomplexa, Aconoidasida, Haemosporida, Plasmodiidae.